CUCCGCGUCGUCAAGGCAAAGCACGCGCAAAUCCACCCCCGGCGUCGUCGUCUCCAAGCAAGCGAAGAGCGCCCGCCCCUCGAGAUCUCUCGGCCUCUCCCCCUCCCCGCGCCGCCGCUAUGGACGCCGUUGACUCGGUGGUCGACCCGCUCCGGGAGUUCGCCAAGGACAGCAUCCGCCUCGUCAAGCGCUGCCACAAGCCCGACCGCAAGGAGUUCACCAAGGUCGCCGCGCGGACUGCGAUCGGCUUCGUCGUCAUGGGAUUCGUCGGCUUCUUCGUCAAGCUCAUCUUCAUCCCCAUCAACAACAUCAUCGUUGGCUCCGGCUGAUCCACUUCCCUCUGGCUAGAGGCUGCAGGUGUGGACAAUGGCGUCACUACCUUGGAGGCAGCACCAUUUUCAGCCCUGAUAUCAGUAAAGAUCCGUUUAGGACUUGUGUUGUUAAGGACAACCUCCUUACCUUUUUCUCUUGAGGACUUGUGGUACACCUGGAACUCUUUUGUACCUGAUGCCGAAUGGGUUUCCGUGAAUUAGCGGGUAACAAAAUUGAAUGGUUACCAUGUCUUCUCGAUUGUUUUAUGGUGCGGUA
Messenger RNA from Sorghum bicolor (sorghum), 588 nucleotides. Its product is annotated as protein transport protein Sec61 subunit gamma. The coding region runs from base 120 to 329 and encodes 69 amino acids. The transcript has 3 exons. Gene Ontology annotation, molecular function: transmembrane protein transporter activity. Gene Ontology annotation, cellular component: membrane; Ssh1 translocon complex. The record is from RefSeq and is a predicted model, not a curated record. NCBI's taxonomy places the organism in Eukaryota, Viridiplantae, Streptophyta, Magnoliopsida, Poales, Poaceae. Gene Ontology annotation, biological process: protein targeting; post-translational protein targeting to membrane, translocation.